Molecule: messenger RNA, 1953 nt
Organism: Kwoniella botswanensis
Lineage: Eukaryota; Fungi; Basidiomycota; Tremellomycetes; Tremellales; Cryptococcaceae
Exons: 8
Coding region: 1-1953 (650 amino acids)
Biological process (GO): poly(A)+ mRNA export from nucleus
Cellular component (GO): nucleus
Molecular function (GO): RNA binding; protein binding
Source: RefSeq, a predicted model, not a curated record
AUGGCUGCCUUCCAACAGGCUCUUGCCAACUUCAACAACACCCAACAGGACAAUGCGCCUUCCUCAUCUACCUCAGUCUCCAUCAGAGGUUCAGCUACCGGUGCACCUUCGACCCGGAGCUUGAGCUCUGCAUUGAGAGGUGCUGGAAUCACUAGAGAACAAGGGAUGGAGCUUGAUGGGACCAACAACGGAGGGAGAGUGGGCAGAGGCGGGAGAAGAGGUGCUAGAUCUGCCGGUCCUCUUGAUCAGACUGGACGACAUCACCCUUCAAAUAACGCAAACAACAAACCAUACCAGAAACCUGGAUCACUAGCGUCUCGAAUGACCCCGGCAUCAUCAAGUAGUAGGGAUGGCAGACAUCCUCGGAAUGGUUCAAACAAUGCUAGAAAUCCAACUGGAACACCGCCAGUCAUCAAGCAGCUUCAGACUAUAAGUGGUAAAGCUGAAAGAGAACAUUCGAAAUCUGAACUCACCAAGAAGCUUCACGGUGAAGAGAUGAAAGAAUGGAUUAGAAAAAGGGUAAUUGGAGAUGGGAUACUUGAUAUGUCGAAUUUACCAAAUGACCCCUGGCUCAAAGAAAACGGUAUUUUGCCACCUGGUCAUCCGAACGCACCUCCCAAUGCAGGAACAGUCUUCUGGAGAAUCAUUGAGGGUGUAGUCCAAAAGGGUGCUGGAAUUACUGUCCUUACCCUCAGUUUAGCCAACAACAACCUCGACCACCUUGCUCAUCUGUCGAAACUUCCGCUCACACUCCCCGACAUUCGAGCUCUCGACUUAAGCGGUAAUCCCAUUAAGAAUAUUGGUGAACUCGACAAUCUCAGAGCUGCCGGUGAGAAGAAGGGUAAAGCUACAGCGGGUGCUGGAAGUCUGAAGAGUCUUGUGGAAAUCAAGUUGAAUGGUUGUUUCUUCAGAGAAAAGAUGCUGCAACAACCUGAUGGUCCCAACAUUUACAAACACGAUAUCUUACGUCGAUUCCCCGGUCUACGAAUCUUGGACGGUAUCGAGUUGGAGCGGAUCAUACUGCCUAUCGAUCGAAAACCCAAAGUCAGACUCACCGAAGAGCAGAAAGCUGCUUUCGUUGCGAAGCCAUUCACGUUCCCGUGUGAUGUGCAAUCUGCUUUCGGUGAGGAAGGGGUUAAAGAACCUGCAAUGCAAUUCUGCGCGAAAUACUUCACUCUCUUCGAUACCGAUCGGAAUGCGCUCAUACCGGGAUACGCUCCCAACGCACUUAUUUCCAUCUCUGCCAAUACUUUACCUUCCCGAUCCGCUAAUCAGGUGGAAGUGAUGAAAACUCGUGCCAACCGACCUCAACCUGUAUCAUUCGAAGCAUGGACCAAUCUACCAAGUCGAAACUUCUUCAGAGGAACGACCAGUAUCAAAGCGCGAAUGGACAGUUUACAUAAUCCUGCUGAUGCAGAACGAUUGCUGAGAUGGUGGAAUAAGAUUGUUCCCAGGACAAGACACCCCUUGUCGGAUCCCGAGAAAUGGUGUUUCGAUACUUGGGUAUUGGAUGGGGAAGGUGAAAGCACCAAGUUAUGUUUGAUGAUUCAAGGGGAAUUCGAAGAGAUGCCUUCAGGAACGUAUAGAUCAUUCUCAAGGACAUUUAUCCUUUCUCCUGCUCCACCAGGCUCAUCUGCUGCCAAUGCUGGAUGGCCCGCUAUCAUCCUUUCCGACACAAUGACCGUCCACUCAUACCUCGGUACAUUCGCCUUCGAUGAGCGCAAUCGAUCAUUGGCGACUCAUGGAGUGACUAUUCAACCACCUUCGAUAAUUCCUCCUACAUCGACACCUGCAGCAGGUAACGAUGCGCUUGUGGCUCAAUUAUCUCAACGAACAGGGAUGAACGCGCAGUUCUCCGCAAUGUGCUUGGAACAGAAUAGUUGGAAUUUCGAAGCUGCUUUGAAGAACUUUGAGGAGAUUAGAGGAACUGUACCACCCGAGGCUUUCGUAUGA